Messenger RNA from Daphnia pulex (common water flea), 2799 nucleotides. RefSeq lists its product as uncharacterized. NCBI's taxonomy places the organism in Eukaryota, Metazoa, Arthropoda, Branchiopoda, Diplostraca, Daphniidae. The record is from RefSeq and is a predicted model, not a curated record. The transcript is spliced from 6 exons. The coding region runs from base 1451 to 2626 and encodes 391 amino acids.
CAUGUCGUUGCAUUUUGUUUAGCUGUAUCUAUUACUACAUGGUUGAUGAUUCAUUACUGGGUGUCGUUAGAAAUGGUUGCUCUUUUUUUGUACUGGCUUGGGUAUCGCGUUUCUAAUUUCAUGAUGACACAUCACAUAGCGGCAGCUAUUUGUCGCUAGGGUUCGUGAUGGAUCGAUGGUAUAACUGAAUAGUUUGGUUGUACUGAAUAGUUUGGUGUGUUGGGUUGGUGAUUUUAACUAGUGGCAUUGUUAGCGGGAGGAUUAAGAGCGUGUGUGUUUUCUAAUCCAUCAUCAUGGCAACACGAACAUAGCUUAGUAUUUCUUCAAAACGUGUGGCAUUUCGUAUCAUAUUGGGGUUGCUCUCACCAUCUGCGUAUGUGCAAGCACGCUGGGCCAGUGUAAUUUUAAAUCUAUACAGCAGUUGUACAAAUAAUAGGUUUUUAUUCGAAAAUUUUUCACAGCAUGCAAAUGGCCACUUCUAUUUACGGGCCUUGUGUCUGGUAAAAAAAACACGUGGCCAUUUUGCAUUUUCAGACAAGGAUCAGUCGAACCGGUUCUUUUUUCUUCUUCCUCAAUUAGCUUAUAAAGCCUCUCCCAAGAUGGCGGACGGUGCCCCCCCGUGCUAAAUUGGCAAUUCAAAUGUUUGAACCCUCUCGCUCAACUGGUUAGAAUGCGUUUCGAGAGCAUAGGAGAAUUCGGUCGUUGGAAAAAAAAAUUUCAUUCUUCUUUUGUUUUUUUGAAUGUUCUUUUUUUCUGUAGGAUUCACAAUGGCCGCUAGAGGCGAUUCCAUUUUUUUCUCCUCUAUUUGGUGUAGUGGCCAUCGAUAUGGCCCGCACCCAAGGAAAAGAAAAAAAAAACCUUUUUGGAUGAUGAGAGAAUCAAGUUUGCCAUUCUUCAAUAGUUACGACACUGACUUGUGUAAUAAAAGAAAAAAAAACGAUUAGAUAGUUAACAUUUAAUGAUGCAGCAAUGUUUUCAUGGCAACUUGACAACACAUUCUAGUUGUUUAUGUUUUUUAUUUUAUAACCUUCGUCUGUGGUGAAAGCGAUCAGGACAGCCUUUCCAGUUACGAGACAACGUCCUCCAUUGUCGCCAUCUUUUUUCAUUUUUCGUGUGUUAGUUAUAGACGAGUAAACGAAGAAACUUGUUUUUUUUAUUUUGGAUGUGAGAACGGACUGGAGAGAGGAAAAUUUCGUUAUCUUCCGAUAAGAAAAUCUAGUUCGAGCCUUUGCGAUUUCGUGACUUUUAUAAUUUGGUACAUCGUGAUACCUUUUUGUUAUCGAAUUUUUAUCUUCCGUCGUCGUCGUCGUUAUUCAUCUCGACUUGACUAAAUUUUCCGUUGGAUUAUACUUUUGUCUUGUUUUGAUUGCAAAGUUUUUAAAGAGCCAAGAGAGCAGCAAGGCGUAAAGUUAGACGCAAGAAGAGAGGCCAGGUGUUUUUGGGCGUCGGGAUGUGCAGAAUUCGGGUCAUUAUCUUUAUGUUUAUCAGUCGUCCGUAUCCUUGCAGCUUGUCCAAAAGAAGAAAUAAAAAUUCCGAUUUGUUUUCGAAAAUUCCUGAAAAAAUGGAUGACAUUAUUGAACAAAGUAAAAGAAAUGUCUACACCAAAACACAGUCUCCAAUUGAUAUGGAUUGUGAUUCUUUCUUGGCGAAAGCUUUGAAAAACUCGGGAGCGCCAGAUCAGGAGGCAAUGAUGAAUAGUUUCAUGGAAAAAGUGUCCGUUACCCCAUCAUACCCAUUACCUAAAAAGGAAAGUGGGUUUAAAAUAUUUAAGAAUGGGGUGAUCUCAAAAAUUUGCGUCAACAAAGAGCCACACGGCGUGUUCUGUCAGAACGAUGGCCAUUUGGAUUCGGCUGAAAAUGUUACUGAAAUAACUGAAGAAUGUGACCCAUGCGAUGAAUAUGGUCCACAAAUCAAAUCAGUCUCCGACACAUGGUCUAUGGCACCAAUGCGACCAAUUCUAGCAACUUGCCCCAUUCUAUUCCUUGUCUUGGUAUCACGAUCUUCCAGUGGCGCUUCGAUUAAAGAGGAAGUUUUUGAUAACUUACGUCAAACUGUGGAAGAUAACAAAAAGGCAAUUCUCAGUUAUCUAAAGGAAAAAUUUAAUCUUGAUUUCGAAGUACACAUUGUGGAAGAAGUUGGAAUCAAUGGAUCGCUUUUGUCUUUGGUUACUGAUUGUACUCAUCACGUCCGCGGAUCCGAUUUGGGCCAACAUAUGACCGGUUCCCACAUCACGGACAUUUUCUCAUAUCAUUACAGAGAUGGUUGCGCGGUUGGGAUAGUGACUAAUGGACCUGGUGAAUUUACUGGGAAACUGUCUAACCAUGCGCAUUUUUUGCGUAAACUUAAGAAAUGUGGAGUACCAACAGAAAAGUUUAUUUACAUUUCUCAGGGAGUGGAAAUAACCAUCGGAUCCAAUGGAAUGGGCGUCAUUGAUGAUUUUACAAUUUUUGGCGGUGAAGAGAUGAUGGAGCGUGCUAGAUUUUAUCAGGCUGAGGAGAGGGAAGAGAUCCCAGUUUGCACGCUUCCUAAUGUAGAUGGUUACAUAAGCGGUAUGACUAUAGAUUUAACUUCAAGGCUUUUGAGAAAUAUGGGCGAGCGGAAAGAACAGGGUGGCGCAAGACGUUGAAUAAAAUUGAAGAUUGAAAUAAAGGCGAAAUUAAAAAAAUUAAACAGUUCACCCUCUAAUAUUUCCCAAAUUUAACUUUCCUCUCCCAUUACCUGUUUAAUUUUUUCCUGAUUUUUUUUACUCAUAAAAAAAAUUAUCUUUUCGCUGAUAAUACAAUACUCUUUUUUUUCCAA